Molecule: messenger RNA, 1467 nt
Organism: Tripterygium wilfordii
Lineage: Eukaryota; Viridiplantae; Streptophyta; Magnoliopsida; Celastrales; Celastraceae
Exons: 4
Molecular function (GO): RNA-DNA hybrid ribonuclease activity; nucleic acid binding
Source: RefSeq, a predicted model, not a curated record
GAUGAAUGUCAAAGUGCCUUUGAGAGAAUUAAACAGUAUUUACAAAAUCCACCGGUCUUGAUGCCUCCGAUUGCUGGGAGCCCGCUUAUUCUCUACUUGACUGUGUCGGACAAUUCGAUGGGGUGUAUGUUAGGGCAACAUGAUUCAUCCGGGAGGAUAGAGCAUGCAAUCUACUACUUGAGCAAGAAAUUCACUAGUUGUGAGGCAAACUACUCCAUGUUGGAGAAAACUUGUUGUUCAUUGGCAUGGGCUGCGCAUAGGCUCAGGCAAUAUAUGCUUUAUCACACUACUUGGUUGAUCUCGAGGAUGGAUCCGAUCAAGUAUAUUUUUGAAAAACCAUCUCUUUCGGGGAGGAUUGCAAAAUGGCAGAUGCUGUUGUCAGAAUACGAUAUUUUGUAUGUUGCUCAGAAGGCAGUGAAGGGAAGUGCAAUAGCAGAUUACUUAGCAGAGCAGGCGAUUGAUGACUCUCAGCCUAUGAAUCCAGGGUUCCCAGAUGGAGAAAUCCUGUCCUUAGAGAUGGAGAGUCGGAAAGAUAUGGACAGAUGGGUUAUGUUGUUUGAUGGCGCUUCUAAUAUCGUUGGUAAUGGGAUUGGGGCUGUGCUUAUUUCUCCAGAAGGAAAAGUUACCCCGUUUACUGCUAAGCUUUAUUUCAACUGUACCAAUAAUGUGUCCGAGUAUGAGGCCUGUGCCAUGGGAAUUCAAGCUGCUAUUGAUGUUGGGAUUAAAAAGCUUCAGGUUUAUGGUGACUCUCAAUUGGUGAUCAGGCAAUUGUGUGACGAAUGGGAAACCAGGGAUGCCAAGUUCGUCCCGUAUUAUCAACACAUCAAAAAGUUGAUCAAAUUUUUUGACUGUGUGGAAUUUGAUCAUAUUCCAAGAGAAGAAAACCAGAUGGCAGAUGCUUUGGCCACCUUUGCAGCCAUGUUUGGUUUGGACCCUCGAGGAGAAGUGGAGGUUAUCAAGAUUGAGAAACGUGAAAUUCAGGCGCACUGUUUGAAUAUAGUAGCAGAACCUGAUGGCAAACCCUGGUAUUAUGAUGUAAAACAGUAUUUGGAGAAUGGAGAAUACCCUCCAGAGGCCUCAGAUAAUGACAAACGCACCAUCCGAAGACUCUCAAGCUCUUUUUUCUUGGAUAAAAAUGUAUUGUAUAAGAGAAGCUCGGGAUUUGUGCUUCUUCGAUGCGUGGAUAUUGAUGAAAAUCGACCUCGCAGUUGCCAGAUUGGAGGACAGUUAUUUGGGCAAGCACCCAAAACUGGGGCAGUUCUUGGGAUGCUCUUUAGGCUAUCAUUUGUUUGUUCGUUUCAUGUGUUACUUGUUCUAUAUGUCCAAGUUGCUGGCUCGGAUGUUCGUUUAGAUGGCCUAUGUUUAUAUUGUCUAUAUGUUCUUGUUUACAUGUUUUUAGAGAUGUUUACAUGCCUGUAUUCUGUUUAUACUAAUGAUGAACUGAGAUGUUGUUUGAGUUUGUUUUGA